AUGGCUGACAUCACCCCCUUCAUCACCGUCCUGGAGUCCGCCCAGAAGAAAGAAAAGUUCACUCCCGAGGUCCAAGAAGCUGCCGCCGGUAUCGACAUUGCCGCCCUCAAGGAUAUCUUCGCGAAGGUCGCCGAGCAGGGCGAGUUCGAGAAGCUCGAUGAUGCCACCGAGGCUGAGACCCUCCGCAAGGCCUUCGAGUUCGCCGCCAAGGCUGUUAUGAUGCUGAAGACUUCCCCGAAGAAGGAUCUUUACAUCUACUUCAAGGUUGGCAAGGGUGAUGUUAUGGAGAAGCCUGGCAUGUUCGAUAUCCAGAAGAAGCAGCUCUACGGUGCCUGGGAGAAGGUCAAGGACUACAGCCCCGCCAAGGCUCACCAGCUCUACAUCGACUGCGUCAACACCUUCAUUACCAAGUACGGCACUCGUGACGAAUAG
Messenger RNA from Penicillium coprophilum, 432 nucleotides. RefSeq names its product acyl-CoA-binding domain-containing protein. Bases 1 to 432 code for a protein of 143 amino acids. Lineage: Eukaryota; Fungi; Ascomycota; Eurotiomycetes; Eurotiales; Aspergillaceae. Gene Ontology annotation, molecular function: fatty-acyl-CoA binding. The transcript has 3 exons. The record is from RefSeq and is a predicted model, not a curated record.